Vicia villosa (hairy vetch) is the source of this 1064-nucleotide messenger RNA. RefSeq lists its product as uncharacterized. NCBI's taxonomy places the organism in Eukaryota, Viridiplantae, Streptophyta, Magnoliopsida, Fabales, Fabaceae. The coding region runs from base 155 to 757 and encodes 200 amino acids. The transcript has a single exon. The record is from RefSeq and is a predicted model, not a curated record.
CCAACAUUAAACAAACCUCUCUUUCUCUGCCCUUAUCUUACCUUUUCCUUUCCCUUAAAUUCAUAGUUCUAGUUCUUCUUGCUGCACAAAACCAACACUCUUCUUUUCUCAAACACUUGUUAGUAAUAGUGACAUACUGUUGAAUUACAGAUCGAUGAAACUGGACACAGAAACAAAGUGGUGUCUUCCAAAUAAUGUUGCGGUUGCAGUUGAAGAUAUUAGUUGCAUGGAUAAUAACCAAUAUUCAAUGGUGGUGAUUGAGAAAGUGAGCAAAACGGUGCGUUUGAUAGGUUUCUUGAUACAAAACGGUGUGUCUAAGAGUAAUAGAGUUAUGCAGGAUAUGCAUGAGAUGAUGAAGAGAGGAAAAAACAUAGGGAAAGCUCUCAACACUGUGAUGGUGAAGCACCAUGAAGCGCUCUCAUGCCGUCCACGUGAUGCUGAUAUGUAUUUUGUUUCACCGUUGGAGUAUCAGUUCAGCUGUAGCGGUAGUCCACCGCGUCUCUCUCGCGGUGCCAGCAGCAGGAGGAGGCUUUUAUCUCCGGCGAUAGAGCAUACUCGCCGGAAAAUGAAGGUGUGUCAUGAAACCGGCAAUGAAAGGAGGCGCGUGAAGGUGAGGGAGACAGAAAAGGAGAAAGAGUUUCAUGUUGACCAAGCGGCGGAGGAGUUUAUUGAUAGGUUUUACAGAGAGCUGAGGUUGCAGAAAUGGUUGGAUCAUAAUCACCAUCAUCAUCAUCAUCAUCAUCGUAGUCAGUAUUAAAGGUGUUUUGUGAUGUGUGCUGUGUUUGACUAAGGUAACAGAUCAUGUGCAUGUGGCAGGUGAAUCAAAUUGAAGAUCAAAAGUACUAACAAGUAACAACUAUGGUUCUGCGGCUAUGUCUGAGUUUCUGUACCAUGUAUAUGUUAAUGGCAAUGUUUAUUUUAUGUGUAGUUGUAGCCUUGUAGGUACGUUAUUAUUGGUCCCUGCAAUGUAUUUUAGUACUAUGCUAGUACUGUUAUCAACAACAACAACAGCUACCUUUUUUACUUGUUUGAUCUUCCCUUUUUAAAUUCAAAUAAAUAGUCUU